GGCAAACAAGAUUUAGCGGUGGUGCCCCGCAGGCCUACUGUACACAUACUAGGACCCAGGACAGCCGGGCGAGCCAGCGGUUGCAGCCUGAGCCCUCUGCAGACCGGCCUGAUCAUCCUGGACAAUGCUGCUUGCUCUGUGCACCUAUUUCCUCUGGCUGUCUACCAGUGACCUCUUGACUGUCCAGGCGAAGGACCCAGAUACUGAUGUGAGCACAAGUAGCUCUCACCGGGACUUGGCUCCAAAGAAUGUUGACUUUGCCUUUAACCUGUAUAGGCAUCUAGUGGCUUCAUCUCCUGACAAGAAUGUCUUUAUCUCCCCUGUGAGCAUCUCCAUGGCCUUAGCUAUGCUGUCUCUGGGUGCCUGUGGCUAUACCCGGGUCCAGCUUCUCCAGGGCUUGGGCUUCAACCUCACCAAGAUGUCUGAAGCUGAGAUCCACCAGGGCUUUCGGCACCUCCGCCACCUCCUCGAGAAGUCAGACACCAUGUUGGAAAUGACUAUGGGUAAUGCCUUGUUCCUUGACCGCAGCCUGGAGCUCCUGGAGCCAUUCUCUGCAGACACCAAGCACUACUAUGAUUUGGAGGCCUGGGCUACAGAUUUCCAGGAUGGGACUGGAGCCAGCAGACAAAUCAAUGAGUACAUCAAAAAUAAGACACAAGGGAAAAUUGUAGACUUGUUAUCGAAGCUGGAUAGUUCAGCCAUGCUCAUUCUGGUCAACUACAUCUUCUUCAAAGGCACCUGGGAACACCCCUUUGACCCAGAAAGCACCAGGGAGGAGGACUUUUACGUGAACGAGACCACCGUGGUGAGAGUGCCCACAAUGUUCCAGUCGAGCACCAUCAAGCACCUUAACGACCAGGUGCUCCCCUGCCAGCUGGUCCAGCUGGAGUAUAUGGGCAACGGGACCAUCUUCUUCAUCCUCCCAGAGGAGGGGAAGAUGGACACGGUCAUCGCCGCGCUGAGCAGGGACACCAUUCAGAGGUGGUCUGAGUCCUUUACCAGGAGCCAGGUAAACCUGUACAUCCCAAAGGUGUCCCUCUCUGGAGCCUAUGACCUCAGGGCCAUCCUGAGGGACAUGGGCAUUGCAGACUUGCUGGACAAUGGGGCAGAUUUCUCCGGCAUGACCCGAGAGGCCCAGCCGAAGUUGUCAAAGGUGGUCCAUAAGGCUGUGCUGCAACUCCACGAGAAGGGCUUGGAGGCAGCCGGCCCCGCCGGGGUCACGCCAAACGUGGAGUCUGAGCCUCUCGCCUUCCACUUCAACCGGCCCUUCAUUGUCAUGAUCUUCGACCACUUCACAUGGAGCAGCCUUUUCCUGGGAAAGAUUGUGAAUCCGACCUAAGGGUGCACCCCCCACCCCGGGAAGCCGCAGCCCCAGCCGAGCCUGUGCACCAGGGACCCCACAGAAAUGCUCUGAGGAGCAGCAGUGCCCCCCCCCACCGUCUUCUCCAGGUUCUUCUGUCCAAAUAAAUAACCAUCACUGCAACUGCUGGCAGGUGCAGAUGGAGUGGGGCAGUUGGCACACUCAGAAUGAUAGAAAUGCGAUAUCGCAACGCGAUAGAAUUUCCUGGUCUUGAUCCUUGUGCUGUGGGUGUGUAAUGUGUGGAAGCCGGGUGAAGGGUGUAACAGAAACACGAUUGCUUUUGUAAAUUUUUGGAAGUCUGAGAUUAUUCUUUAAUAUUUUAAUUAAUUAAAUCUUUUAAUUAAAAUUAAUCUUUUAAUUUAAAAGGAGAAAUCAUGCAAGGCCCAACAGAAAGACAUCUCUGGUGCUGGGGGAGAAUGACGUAACAUCUUCAAAAAAAAAAAGAAGGAAACAAAGCAAUCCUUCAAACACAAAGGCAAAAUAAACAUUUUUUUUUUCCAGACAAACCAAAGCUGAGAAAGUUUGUCACCAUCCUACUAUAAGAAAAAUUUUAGGGAUCCCUGGGUGGCGCAGCGGUUUGGCGCCUGCCUUUGGCCCAGGGUGCGAUCCUGGAGACCCGGGAUCGAAUCCCACGUCGGGCUCCCGGUGCGUGGAGCCUGCUUCUCCCU
Molecule: messenger RNA, 2028 nt
Organism: Nyctereutes procyonoides (raccoon dog)
Lineage: Eukaryota; Metazoa; Chordata; Mammalia; Carnivora; Canidae
Product: corticosteroid-binding globulin-like
Exons: 5
Coding region: 125-1339 (404 amino acids)
Biological process (GO): negative regulation of endopeptidase activity
Molecular function (GO): serine-type endopeptidase inhibitor activity
Source: RefSeq, a predicted model, not a curated record